This is a messenger RNA of Amphibalanus amphitrite, 3832 nucleotides long. RefSeq names its product kin of IRRE-like protein 3. NCBI's taxonomy places the organism in Eukaryota, Metazoa, Arthropoda, Thecostraca, Balanomorpha, Balanidae. The record is from RefSeq and is a predicted model, not a curated record. The transcript is spliced from 15 exons. Bases 240 to 2375 code for a protein of 711 amino acids. Gene Ontology annotation, molecular function: cell adhesion molecule binding. Gene Ontology annotation, cellular component: cell-cell junction. Gene Ontology annotation, biological process: cell-cell adhesion.
GGCGUCAGUCAGCAGCCAGCUCCGGCGGCGGUGGUUGGUACGGCACGGGCCGAGACCGGGCUGAGGCGGACAGCACGAGUGGACCGACAGCAGACGGUGACUGAUACAGGCACAGAGAGACUGAGCAGGCCGGCCGGUCGGCGAGCCGCGCGCACCAGAGGACGGACGAAGGACCUCCCGAGACCGAGGGGAGCGGCGGGAGGACGGUCUUCUGGUCUGUCUCGCUGAGGACGGACACCAUGGGGACGCAGCUGCUGGGGACGGCCGUCCUGCUGCUGACGGCGCUCUCAGCGGCCGGCGCGCUGCAGACGUUCGAACAGCAGCCGCAGUACACGGAAGUGAACCCGGGCCAGACCACCGUGCUGCACUGCAAGGUCUACAACAAGGCCGGACAGUGCUCCUGGCAAAAGGACGGCUACCCAAUCGGGCCGGAGCAGGACAAGUACGAGUGGGCCGAGUCGCCCGACCAGGGCGACUGUUCGAUACGGAUCAUCGGCGCCGACCUCAAGUACGACGACGGCCUGUGGAUCUGCCAGGUGACCAGCAGCAGCUUCCAGACGCAGGACGCGCUCAAAUCGGCGCCCGCCCACCUGGUCGUCAGAGUGGAGCCGCAGGUGCCCCAGAUGGAGCACCGGGCGGCCACCAUCGGUCCCGGACAGAACCUGACGGUGCGCGCCGGCGAGGAGGUGGACGUCCAGUGCCGCGCGCGCUACGGCAACCCGCCCGCCAUCAUCAAAUGGUUCAUCGGUGAUAAGGACCUGACGCACCUGUCGACCCAGCGCAACCAGACGGAGCUGGACAAUCCGAAGACGUCGGCGGCGCUGUCUGUGUUGCGGCACUCGUUCGGCCGAGCGGCGGCCGGCGACUUCUUGCGCUGUGUGGCCGUCCACCAGGCCUACGACACAAAGUCGCGCGACACCAUCGCCAAGCUGGACGUCCAGUAUUCUCCGGAGGUGCGUCUGGCCGGCCGGCCCGACCGCGACCUCGAGGAGAACGUCGACUCUGUGGUGUUGCGCUGUGUGGCCGACGCCAACCCGCCGGCCAACGUGUUCUGGCGCUUCGUGUCGCGAGACACGGGCCGCACCGAGACCUUCUACGUGGACACACUGGAGCUGCGGCCGGUCACCCGGAAAAACUCGGGCACCUACCAGUGCGAGGCGGGCAACACGGUGGGCAAGAGCGAGCCGCUCACCACCGCGCUCGACAUCAAAUUCGCUCCGUCCAUCUACCGCGUGCAGCCGGAGCGUCGUGUCACCGUGGACCUGUACAACACCACCGAACUGGCGUGUGACGCCGAGGGCAGCCCGCCGCCCAGCUACCAGUGGCUGCAGCGGCUGCCCGACGGACAGGGCACCGUCUUCAUACGCGGCACGUCACAGGUGCUGCGGAUCCACAACAUCACGUACGCCAACCAGGGCCAGUACGUGUGCGUCGCCAAAAACGUCAUCAACGGCAACGAACGGCGCGUCCAGGGCGACGCCGUCGACGUCGAGGUCGUGGGGCCCCCUCAGGUGCUGCGGCGUCAGGCGACCCCCGAGGUGCUGGCGGAGGAGGGCCGGGAGGCGGUGCUGGAGGUCACAUUCUGCAGUGACCCGCUGCCCACACUCAGUGUGUGGCACUGGGGCAGCCUGCAGCUGCAGACCGGCCACAGCCAGGGCCGCUUCGUCGCCGAACAGGUCACCCAGGACUCCAGCGAGGACUGUUACGUGGCCCGGCUGAGGCUGCAGGGAGUGGAAGCAGCCGAUGAGCGAGACUACCUGCUGAAGGUGCAGAAUGACCGCGGAUCCGACCAGUACGGCGUCUCGCUCCGGGUCAAAGAGCCGGUAACCAUGGCAACGCUCAUCAGCCUCGUGUGCGGCUGCCUGGUGGCGCUCGUCCUCGUCGUCGCCCUGCUCUUGUACGCCUUUAAAAAGGAGAAGUGGUGCUUCUCGCAGAAGGGUGGAUUUAAGCCGACGGAUUUAGAAAGUGAAAAGAGCGAGGUAGAGAGCCGCACUGGGGAGAGUGGCGCGCGCCAGGGUCUGGGCGCCAUCCCUCCGGACGCCCUCUACUCGGGCCCCAAAAAGUCGGCAGCCGGAGCGCUCCACACAAACGGCCACGGUAGUAACGGCCGCGCCGCCAGCGGCGACCCGCACAAGUACCGUGGUGAAGACGGAGACUGCGGGCAAAGCGAUAGUUCGCGAGGAGGCAUCAUCUACGCCGACCUCCAGCUGCCAAAAACCUCCAACAACGGCUCCAUGAGGAAGCACCGACACGAGCGACACCUACCGUACCAGGACCAGAGACACCUACCGGGCUCCAGCAGAAGCGAGCCCACCCGAACCGAGUACGCCGAGAUCAAGUUCGUGCCGAAAAUCGACGAGCGCGCGGAUAUAUAGACUUGGCUCCAUAUCGCAGGGAGCUGUUCCGGCUCGGACACAGUAUGCGGCGGUGUGUGGGCGCCGGGCGGUGCGCAGCGGCGGCAGUGGUGCUGUACAGUACAGUAACGCGCCGGUCGGUCCCGGCACCACCGUCCCAGCGGAGGUUACGGGGACGCCGUCCACCUCUGUCCCGUCCCACGCGGGACCUCCGGAGUCGGCGUGUGUUACGCGCCGUGGCUGCGAGCCCGGCACCGGUGACAAUCAGAGUGGGAGCGCUGACCGGCGCGCCAGUGACGAGGCGCUGCCGCCAGCGCUCAGCUCCCACAGCGGAGACAAAGUGCAGACUGAACAUUGUACAAAGCAAUAAUGUGGCGUGAGCUUAGAGCGGGCGGCGCGGCGUUCCGGCUCGGCAGUCAGGCCACCAGGAGGUCGGAGGUGUACGCCCCGCGGCGCCGCGCGGUGAGCGAGGCAGUGAUCUCUCUCUGACGCCCGUCCCGCGCCGCCCCAGACCCUGCGAGCAGUGCGGUGCGCUCGCGGACAAACCCCCUCACCUCCUCCCGGGGUCGUGAAGGACGCUUCACCCCAGACACCAGGACGGCGGAUCUGACGCCCGAGCCGCGCGGUGACGCUGCGAUGCCAGUGUGAACUGUCCUUUACCGAUACAGAGCGGUGGCCGCUACUUCAGUGCCAGGGAUAGACUGGGCCGGGACCGAUGCUGCGAGAUUAACUGGGAGCGUACCAUGUAGUUACCAUCUUUGUAACUUGUUUUCCGUUAUCUGUCAGCGUAAGUCAGCUAACUGAAUACCGGUGACAAAUGUGCACGCCAGUCGUCGGCAGAGAAGCUCAAUUGAUUAACGUUCGCUGACGACGUCCGAUGUUUAUUAUUUGGUCGCUUAAGUCUGUCUCUGGCGCAGGGCGCAGAGAGCCCCGCUGGCGCCGAUUUCGGACAGAGGCGCUCACUACUGGUGAGGUCACUAUUGGUUGCCCUGUGUGAGAUCUGAGGAGGGCGAGCGUUGUAUGGUAAGUGCCACAGGGAGAGAGUUUAUGAAUGUAUGUCGGAAGGCGAGCGUCUGAGGGAGUGGGAUUGGGGGAGGAUGUCAGAGAGUGUCCGACUCAGUGGUUCGUACAACACGUGUCGUAAAGCGAGUGGUGAGUGUCUGAGAGCCUGUGAGUCCCCGAGGGAGCGUCUCGAGUCGGCAGCACUAUACCACGCCCGGGGGUUCGCGCGCUGUCGCCGCCUUGCCGAGGCUCCGGGUCCGUGUGAGCUAUCUCAGUGCUGCUGUGCUGAUGUGCCGCGCGGCCAGUAGAGCGUCGUCCCCGUCCCGUUCGCCGCCCGACGCACCAAUCUAGUCCUGUACGUAUACCGUUUGCUGGCUUGCGCCGUCUGAUUUGUACUCUCAGUGUCUGAUAUACUGUCGGCCGCUGUGGCUGAAUAUACCCGGCCAGUGCCGACAGCUGCCGCCGACCUGUGCAAA